Molecule: messenger RNA, 2718 nt
Organism: Ceratitis capitata (Mediterranean fruit fly)
Lineage: Eukaryota; Metazoa; Arthropoda; Insecta; Diptera; Tephritidae
Product: sodium/potassium-transporting ATPase subunit beta-1
Exons: 5
Coding region: 585-1517 (310 amino acids)
Biological process (GO): intracellular sodium ion homeostasis; intracellular potassium ion homeostasis; sodium ion export across plasma membrane
Cellular component (GO): sodium:potassium-exchanging ATPase complex
Molecular function (GO): ATPase activator activity
Source: RefSeq, a predicted model, not a curated record
CAGGUCGACAAUUCUAUAGGGUUAUUAUUGCUUCUAGAGCAGUGAAUUAUAGAGAGUCUUAAUCCCAAAACAAAAACAAAGCGUAUAUGAAUUACUUAGACAUCGGCGCACAUACAGUCAGAAACCAAAUAACCACAAGGCGGAAGAGUGCAGCCGAGACGCUUGGAGUCGCACUGAGUAGCGUUGAGUUGCGUUAAGUUGAACAAGAUUCUUCAAUACGAUUUUGCUGUGCUGUACGAAAACACAUAGCAGUCGUCGACGAAUUGUUCAGUCAGUGAUCUUUCUCGGUUCGUGUUAGACGUGUACGCGUGGUAGCUCGAAAAACGCGAGAACUCGCAGACAAUAUAAAUAUUAGAAAUAAAAAAAAUAUAUAUACAACGAACUGAAAUAUUUCAACACUAACAGCAGCUACAAAUAAGAAACCAACAACUAAAUCGUAUUUGUAUUUUUUACGGAAACAAAAAAUACAAAUUUGAUUUUUCAAUUCAGUAUAAACGCUGUUAAAUAGAAAAGUAACAACAAAAACAAACCAAGUUUUAAUAGUAUUAAAUUACUAGUUAAGUAAACUCGUACAACGCGCGAAAAUGUCUACAAAGAAGAAUGGUAAUGCCGUUACGGAAUUUCAAUUCCCACAACCCAAAGAGAAGCAAACCUGCAUGGAAAUAAUCUAUAAUAGCAAGGAUGGCACCUAUUUUGGACGCACACCCAAAAAUUGGGGCCAGUUGAUGCUUUUCUACACCAUCUUUUAUAUUGUGCUCGCUGCUUUAUUCGCCAUAUGCAUGCAGGGCCUCUUUGCCUCUUUAAGUAAGAAUGAACCGACUUGGAAACUCGAAAGUUCACUGAUUGGCACAAAUCCCGGCUUAGGCUUUCGGCCGCUGAGCGAGCAAACGGAGCGUGGUUCGGUGAUACAAUUCGAUACAAAGAAACCAGGUGAAGGCGCAUAUUGGACGAGUUUGGUAGAUCAAUUUCUUGAGAAAUACCGAACCACCGGUGAGAAGACAUUCUGUGACUUCAAUCAGACAGUUAAUGCCAAUAAAGUAUGUGUUGUCGAUGUGAACAAUUUUGGUCCAUGCUCCAAGGAAACUGGUUAUGGUUAUUCCAAUGGUCGUCCGUGCAUUUUCUUGAAACUGAACAAAAUCUUCAAUUGGGUGCCAAAGUACUUUGAUAAUACAGAAAAAUUACCUAAGGAAAUGCCACUUGAUCUUAAGGAGUAUAUUGGAAAUUUAACUGAAACUCAGCGCAAACAAGUUUGGGUAUCAUGCAAAGGUCUACAUCCCGUCGAUGAGGAAAGUAUUGGCGAAAUGAAAUUCUACCCCGGUCGCGGCUUCCCCGCCUACUACUAUCCAUACCUCAACCAACCCGGCUAUCUAAGUCCCUUGAUUGCGGUACAAUUUGAAAAACUGAAACAAAAUCAAUUGGUGAGCGUCGAGUGUCGCGCCUGGGCGAAUAAUGUCAUCUAUAGCGGUAGUUUGAAUGCACGAACUGGUUCGGUAACUUUCCAAUUGUUUGUGGAUUAAGCGUGCGACGAUGGCAGUAGCAACAGCAACAACAACAACAAUCAGAAUAAUAAAUAAAAUUACAAAGAUAAAAAAUUUGUAAAGAAAACAUGGCGACUUGGCAAACGAUAUACACGCGCACAUACACGCACGCGUAAGAGAGAAAGAGUGUUGAGAAUAAAAAUGUAUUAAAUAUGUAUGAGGCAAAAGUAAGGCGACAACAGAGAUAGAAAAGAAAUAUAAAUAUUGCAAACACAAUAUAAACAAUUAACAAGUGUAAAUGCAGUAAACGCUUACGUAAGGCUUAAAUCAUUAUCUUAUCAGAGAAAGAUUUUGUGUGGAACUUUGAGAAAAUACAUAUAGAAAUGCUAAGGAAUUCGAUAUACAUAAAUACAUACUUAUAUGAUAGCUUUGUGAGUCGCUCGAGUUGUUGUUGUGCUAGCUAAGUUAUUAUUGAAACGUUCAAAAAUCGUUAUAUAGCAAAUUUAUUUGUAAACGUGAGGACUUGCGGAAUCGUCUGAUUAAAAAAAAUGUGGUAAACGAAUGUUAUUUUAAUUACUUUUAUUUUUUUUUGUAAUUUUAAAUUAAUUAAUUCAAGCGAGCUAAAAAAAUAGGCUAACUAAGAAGUUUUAGUAAAUGAAAAAUGUUAAAAAAUAAAAUAUGUUACAAACAUAUAUUUAUAUGGCGAGCGCAAAAUUUAUGUAAUAACAACAACAAUAAAAAUCGUAUGUAUUAGUGCAAAAAACUAAAAAAGAAAUGUAUUUCAACUGAGCGCUACAACAGAAAAGGCAAAAAUUUCGAACGCCCAUGCAUACAAAAACACACCACACAUACAUAUAUAUGUACUCUAUUGUAUUGUACAAUUCGAAAAUAUUUUUUUAUAAAAUUACAACUUUUACAAUUAAUAAUCAAAAAAAAACAUUUUAUUGAAAGCUCGCAUAUGAUGUAAUACAAAUGAGAAAAUUAGAUAUAUAUAUACAUAUAUACAUAAAAGAGUGCGUACGUACACACAUACGAAAAGCCAUUAUCAAUAAAAAACAAACAAGUAAACAUAUAUGUAUGUAGUACAUGCAGUUGUAUGCUUUGUGUGUAAUUUUCUCUGUAUGCAUUUUUCAAAAUCUUUAACAUACGCAAAUACACACACACACACACACACACGCAUAUUAGGCAAGCGCAAACACCAACAGCGGCUAGAGGCUGCAGAUACAAAAAAAAAACUUUA